AUGCUGGCCAAUGUGCUUGAGAAAGCGAAAGCUGGCGAGCUGAUACUGCUCAUCGGCUUUGGCCAGGGCUGCGAUGCACUGGUGCUGCGUGCUGGCGAGGCGAUUGCCGGGUUCAAGCCGGCACGUGGCGUCAGUGGCGCGCUGGCAGAUGCACAGUCACUCGACAGCUAUAUGCGUUUGCUGGCGAAUGAAGACGGCGUUGAACUCGAAUGGGGCAUGCGUGCCGAGAAAAACACCAAGACCGCACUGACCGAGCAAUACCGUUCGCGCGACCAGGUGGCCGGUUUUGUAGCCGGCAAAUGCCCGCACUGCGGCACCAUACAGUUCCCGCAACUGGCGUAUUGCGUGAACCCCACCUGCCAGAAAAUCGCCGACGGGUUUGAACAGGUGCCGCUGCGCGACGUGCCCUGCAAGGUGCUGACCUAUACCGCUGACUGGCUGUCGUACCACCCUGCCCCGCCACUUUACGUGGGCUUCGUGCAGUUCGAGAACGGCGCGCGCCUGCUGAUGGAAACGGUGGACAUCCACACCCAGCAGCUGGAGGUAGGCACGCCGCUGCGUGUCGUCUUCCGCAUCAAGGAAAUUGAUCGAGGGCGCGGCUACCGCCGCUACUUCUGGAAAACAACAACCAUAUGA
Molecule: messenger RNA, 636 nt
Organism: Ostertagia ostertagi
Lineage: Eukaryota; Metazoa; Nematoda; Chromadorea; Rhabditida; Trichostrongylidae
Source: the annotation of a GenBank genome assembly